AUGGCAGAACAACUCACCAAUGGCACAGCUGCAGCCAACAACACAGAUAUCGAAAUGAAAGAGGAAGAAGCAGUCCCCGAGGUACCUCCAACCCAACUCCAAACCCAGGAGACGUACGCUCGCCGCCUCCACGAGAUGCUGAUCGGCUUCCAGACAUCGCUGAGCAGCAUCCAACAAGCUCAAGACUCCAAUCCUGCUCCUGUGCCUGUGCCUGCCUCGGUCAACCCGGCCAUGCUCUCUAACCAAGUGGAACACCAGUCAACCAUACAGCCUCCUGCACCAACGAUAGCGACUCCGCCGGCGGCCUCCAGCGCAAAUGCUCGUCCAGGCUCCAUGCCACCUCAACCCUCGGCGCGACCGAGCCAGCCCGUUGCCCACGGUGGCCCGACAAGGCAGUACCUCAACAGCAACAUCACCCCUCACCUGCUUGAAGGAAUGAAGCGAUUAGCGGUCGACGAGCCAGAGAAGCCGCUCCUUUGGCUGUCGAACUUCCUGCGUGAGAAGAGUAGAGAAGUCGAGGGAUCGUGA
This is a messenger RNA of Zasmidium cellare ATCC 36951, 528 nucleotides long. RefSeq lists its product as uncharacterized. The record is from RefSeq and is a predicted model, not a curated record. The transcript has a single exon. Lineage: Eukaryota; Fungi; Ascomycota; Dothideomycetes; Mycosphaerellales; Mycosphaerellaceae. Bases 1 to 528 code for a protein of 175 amino acids.